AUGUGUAAGUUCAAACGUCAGUCUCAGUUGAUUGUUCCACCUCAGCCAAUAGUGGCAGCAGUUGGUUCUGACAUCAUUUUGCCGUGUCAUCUGAAACCUGCGAUGGAUGUUACUGCAGAGACGUUGGAGUGGACGAGGUUCGACCUAAACCUGAGAUUUGUCCUUGUGUGGCGCGAUGCUCAGACAGAACAUCCCUCCUACAAAGGAAGAACAUCACUGUUCACUGAUGAACUGAAGCGAGGAAACAUUUCACUGAAACUCUCCAAAGUCCAACUCUCUGAUCAGGGAACAUACACAUGUAACAUUCUGGAUAAACAAUCUUCUGUGGAGCUUGUUGUUGGAGCUGUCUCCUCGCCCGUCAUCAGUUUAGCAGGGACAGACAGAGACAGAGGAGGAGUGAUGUUAGACUGUGAGUCUGCAGGCUGGUAUCCAGAGCCGGAGGUGUUGUGGCUGGAUGCUGAGGGAAAGCUCCUCUCUGCUGGACCUCCAGAGACAGUCAGAGGUCCUGAUGACCUCUAUACUGUCAGCAGCAGAGUGACUGUGGAGAAGAGACACAGCAACAGCUUCACCUGUAGAGUCCAGCAGAAGAACACCAACCUCAGCAGAGACGCUCACAUCCAUGUUCCAGAGGGUUUCUUUCCAGUCCAGUCCAGUUCUUCUCCCCUCUUUAUUGUUCUGGCUGUUACUGUGGCUGAGCUGACAGAGGGACAGCAGAAGCUGACUGAGGGACAGCAGAAGCUGACAGAGGGACUGCAGGAGCUGAGAGAAGGACAGCAGAAGCUGACAGAGGGACAGCAGAAGCUGACAGAGGGACAGCAGAAGCUGACAGAGGGACUGCAGGAGCUGACAAAAAGACUGCAGGUGGAGACCAGGCUGCAGGAAAUGACAGAGGGACUGCAGGAGAAGACAGAGGGACUGAAGCAGCUGAGAGAUCAAGUCAAGGAACGAGUGGAGGAGGUGGAGGGAGAGUUGGCGGAGAACAAGAAGGAGCUUGAGGCCGUGGAGACGGAGAUAACAGAGAGAGAAAAGAAGUUUGACAAACCUCAGGAGUUAUUAACAAGAAAGGAAAACUUAUUCAAGGCUCAGUGGAAGUUGAAGGAGACGAAGAAGAACUAUGAGAAACUAAAGAUGAAGAUAGAGCAGCUGCACUGCACGUGGAAGCAUCGCUCCUUCCUCAUUACCCUCCUGGGUCUCUCGCAGGAGGUCGGUCGCCCUCGGCCCGUCAUGGCGAUGGUUGGCGAGGACGUUGUUCUGCCUUGUCAGCUGGAUCCUCCCGUGGAUGCUGUUUCCAUGACGAUAGAGUGGGCGAGGCCGGACCUGGACCCCAGAUUUGUCCACGUGUGGCACGAUGGUCAGGAGCUUCUGGACGACCAGAACGAGGCGUACAAGGGAAGAGCGUCGCUGCUCGCCGACGCUCUGAAGCACGGAGACAUUUCUCUGAAACUGUCCAAAGUGAGGACCUCUGAUGACGGGAGGUACAGAUGCUACAUCCCAACGCUGAGUCAAGAACACUUUGUGCAGCUGCUCGUCGGAGCCGUCUCCUCGCCCGUCAUCAGUUUAGCAGGGACAGACAGAGACAGAGGAGGAGUGAUGUUAGACUGUGAGUCUGCAGGCUGGUAUCCAGAGCCGGAGGUGUUGUGGCUGGACGCUGAGGGAAAGCUCCUCUCUGCUGGACCUCCAGAGACAGUCAGAGGUCCUGAUGACCUCUAUACUGUCAGCAGCAGAGUGACUGUGGAGAAGAGACACAGCAACAGCUUCACCUGUAGAGUCCAGCAGAAGAACACCAACCUCAGCAGAGACGCUCACAUCCAUCUUCCAGCAAACUCUGUCGGGCUCCUGGUGUAG
Messenger RNA from Cottoperca gobio, 1845 nucleotides. RefSeq names its product butyrophilin-like protein 2. Lineage: Eukaryota; Metazoa; Chordata; Actinopteri; Perciformes; Bovichtidae. Gene Ontology annotation, molecular function: signaling receptor binding. The transcript is spliced from 9 exons. The record is from RefSeq and is a predicted model, not a curated record. Gene Ontology annotation, cellular component: external side of plasma membrane. The coding region runs from base 1 to 1845 and encodes 614 amino acids. Gene Ontology annotation, biological process: regulation of cytokine production; T cell receptor signaling pathway.